Molecule: messenger RNA, 962 nt
Organism: Heterocephalus glaber (naked mole-rat)
Lineage: Eukaryota; Metazoa; Chordata; Mammalia; Rodentia; Bathyergidae
Gene: Birc5
Product: baculoviral IAP repeat containing 5
Source: RefSeq, a predicted model, not a curated record
UGGGGGCGGGUCUCGGGGCGGGGCGUUCCCGACACGCCCCGCGGCGCGCCGCUACCCGCGGAUUUGAAUCGCGCAACUACUUUGUAGCUGCCGCGGCGACGGAAUGGGAACCCCGUCGUUGCCCCAGGCGUGGCAGUUCUAUCUCAAGGACCACCGUGUCUCUACGUUCAAGAACUGGCCCUUUCUGGAGGGCUGCGCCUGCACUCCGGAACGGAUGGCCGAGGCCGGUUUCAUCCACUGCCCUACUGAGAAUGAGCCCGAUUUGGCGCAGUGUUUCUUCUGUUUCAAGGAGUUGGAAGGCUGGGAGCCAGAUGACAACCCCAUAGAGGAACAUAAAAAGCAUUCAUCUGGCUGUGCAUUCCUGUCUGUCAAGAAGCAGUUUGAAGAGUUAACUCUCAGUGAAUUUUUGAAACUGGACAAAGAAAGAGCCAAGAACAAAAUUGCAAAGGAAACCAACAGCAAGCAGAAAGAAUUUGAAGAAACUGCAUCGAAAGUCCGCUGUGCCAUGGAGCAGCUGCCUGCCUUGGAGUGAAUCCUUGCUGUGCUCACUGGUACUGGAGUGAUGCAUCGGGGCCAAGGCACGUUCCCCAGGAAAGGAGAGCAUCAAAGUUUUGAAACUGAGUAUUUAAGCUAAUUUUCAUUUUCUCUUGGAAGUAGUGCCAGCAGCUCUUUUACCUGAGCGGCAGGUGCUGCUGAUCAUCACGGUGGCUGCGUCUUUUUCUUUGGUAGCUUUUGCUCUGUUAAACCCUGGACUUAUUGGCAGGUGAGGAGUGGGUAAGGAGGAGGGCAGUGUCCCUGUGACCGGGCCUGGGGAGGAGGGCUAACUGCCCAUCAAGGCUUCUGGUCUCCAUGUCUCCAGCGCUCUGUAAACCCACUCAGCUGCCAGCAGCUCACCUGCCUUUCUGACAUGAGCUUCCUGACAGAGGGCAAUGGAAUAAAUUAAUUUAAAAAAUAGACUAGAA